Pteronotus mesoamericanus is the source of this 1020-nucleotide messenger RNA. It is a transcript of the gene FBLL1, whose product is annotated as fibrillarin like 1. The record is from RefSeq and is a predicted model, not a curated record. Bases 1 to 1020 code for a protein of 339 amino acids. Gene Ontology annotation, cellular component: box C/D methylation guide snoRNP complex; nucleolus; small-subunit processome. Gene Ontology annotation, molecular function: RNA binding; rRNA methyltransferase activity; histone H2AQ104 methyltransferase activity. The transcript has a single exon. Gene Ontology annotation, biological process: rRNA methylation; box C/D sno(s)RNA 3'-end processing. NCBI's taxonomy places the organism in Eukaryota, Metazoa, Chordata, Mammalia, Chiroptera, Mormoopidae.
AUGAAGUCUGCGGUUAGCUCGCGCGGGGGCGGCGCUGGGGGCCGCGGGAGCGGCGGCUGGGGCGGCGGCUGGGGCGGCGGCUGGGGCAGCGGCUGGGGCGGCGGGCGAGGUGGCAGCAAAGGAGGAGGCGGCGAUGGUAGUGGCCCGGGAGGCAAGGGCAGCUUCGGGGGACGAUCGCGCGGUUCCGGCAGCGGCCGGGGCCGGGGACGUGGCGGCGGUGGCGAGGCCAGGGACCGUGGCGGCAGCGGGCAGCGGCGUGGCGGCGUGGCCAAGGGCAAAAACCGCCGCAAGAAGGGUAUCAAGACGGUGUCGGUGGAGCCGCAUCGGCAUGAGGGCGUCUUCAUCUACCGCGGGGCAGAGGACGCACUGGUCACGCUGAACAUGGUGCCCGGCCACUCGGUGUACGGUGAGCGGCGGGUCACGGUGACCGAGGGCGGCGUGAAGCGGGAGUACCGCACCUGGAACCCGUUCCGUUCCAAGCUGGCGGCGGCCAUCCUGGGCGGGGUCGACCAGAUCCACAUCAAGCCCAAGUCCAGGGUGCUGUACCUGGGCGCCGCCUCAGGAACCACGGUCUCCCACGUCUCCGACAUCAUCGGCCCCGAAGGCCUGGUCUACGCGGUGGAGUUCUCCCACCGCGCCGGGCGCGACCUGGUCAAUGUGGCCAAUAAGCGAACCAACAUCAUCCCGGUCCUGGAAGACGCCCGGCACCCGCUCAAGUACCGCAUGCUCGUCGGGAUGGUGGACGUGAUCUUCGCGGACGUGGCCCAGCCGGACCAGUCCCGCAUCUUGGCUCUGAACGCCCACACUUUCCUGCGCAAUGGGGGCCACUUUCUCAUCUCCAUCAAGGCCAACUGCAUCGACUCCACUGCAUCUGCUGAGGCGGUGUUUGCCUCUGAGGUGAGGAAGUUGCAGCAGGAGAAUUUAAAGCCUCAAGAGCAGCUGACCCUAGAGCCUUAUGAGAGGGACCACGCCGUGGUCAUCGGCGUCUACCGGCCCCUUCCCAAAAGCAGCAGCAAGUAG